AUGGCCUUUGUUCCUACUCACACACAAGUAGGCCCAGGUCCCAAUGGAUUAUACCAUUGUACAUCAGUAGCCUGUGUACAAGACACAGAAGGUUUUUCAACUCAAGUUGGAGUCAACAAACGUUGUUCGAUCUAUGUUCAAUCACAGCGCGAUUUGUUGUCCGAUGAUCCAUACGAAGCAGCUCUCAUAUUACAUGCUGAAAGUUUAGUUCGUGCUGAAAAUCAAACAGCCACAACAACGAGAACUGAGCAAAAUGGGCAUCACAUCACAUCAACAACAAAUGAUGAUAUGAUGGACAUAAUCAAUGAAUAUCAUCGAACUGAUUCGUUUAUGAGUGAUAUACGUUCAAAUAUUCCAGUGGUGGACAAAUUACCUGAACUUGAUCUAGAAGGCCAUUACAUCGAUCCACAAACCUCAUCUGAUCCGGAAGUGCAAAAACAUCAAGCGGUCGCAUCAACUCCAUUAUGUUCUGCUCCGACAUCAUCUCUCAAUUUUUUUCCUGAUCUAAUCAUGAUGCAACAUUCAUAUUCAAAUCCUGUUGAUCCAAAUCAAACUCUUACCCAUCAACAGUAUCCAACAAAAUUUACUAAUUAUUUCAGAGAACCCGAUUUAUUGUCACAAAAUUCAAUGCUGAAUCACAAUUUCAAGUGUUUGUAUGAUCAACAAUGUGCCACAGACAAAGAAAUGCUUUUAUAUUUGUAG
Didymodactylos carnosus is the source of this 702-nucleotide messenger RNA. The record is from the annotation of a GenBank genome assembly. Lineage: Eukaryota; Metazoa; Rotifera; Eurotatoria; Philodinida; Philodinidae.